AUGUGGUCGGAGAUCCCCCAACAAUGAUUUCCACAGGAUUCCUUUCAGAGCAGAUUCAGGAUGAGCAUCGAGGCCCCACCCAGACUCCUGGAACUGGCGGGAAAGAGCCUGCUAAAGGACAAGGCCUUGGCCAUUGCUGCUCUGGAGUAUCUGCCCUCAGAGCUCUUCCCGCCACUGUUCAUGGUGGCCUUUGCUGGGAGAUACAACAAGACCCUGAAGGCGAUGGUGUGUGCCUGGCCCUUUGCCCACCUCCCUCUGGGGGGCCUGAUGCAGACACCUCACCAGGCGAUCUUACAAGCAGCGAUCAGUGGGCUUGGCGUCUUGCUUGCCCAGAAGGUUCGCCCCAGGAGGUGGAAACUGCAGGUGCUGGAUUUACGGAAUACUGGUCAGAACUUCUGGAGAGUGUGGUCUGGAGCCAGGGCCCAUGUGUACCCACUGAUGGGACCAGUGGCCAAGGACGGUGUAAGGAUGAGGCAGCCCUUGGCUCCACUGGUCGUGUCCAUAGACCUGUGCCUCAGGGGCAGGACCCAGGAUGAAUGCCUCACCUACCUCCUUAGGUGGGCCACACAGAGAAGUUCACUCCACCUGUGCUGUAAGAAGCUGAAGAUUUUUACAAUGGCCAUCCAAAAUAUUAAGAAGGUCCUGAAUAUGGUGCAGUUGGACAGUAUCCUGGAGGUGGAAGUGAACUGCACUUGGAAGCUGUCCACCCUGGAAAUGUUUGCUCCUUACCUGGGCCAGAUGAGUAAUGUGCGGAGACUCGUGUGCUCCCAUAUCCACGCGACGCCCUCCAAGGAGGAGAAGCAGCAUGUCACCCAAUUCACCUCUCAGUUCCUCCAGCUGCACCACCUACAGAAGCUCUCUAUGGAUUCUCCCUCCUUCCUGGAGGGCUGCCUGGAUCAGAUGCUCAGGUGA
Messenger RNA from Zalophus californianus (California sea lion), 912 nucleotides. RefSeq names its product melanoma antigen preferentially expressed in tumors-like. Lineage: Eukaryota; Metazoa; Chordata; Mammalia; Carnivora; Otariidae. The transcript has 3 exons. The record is from RefSeq and is a predicted model, not a curated record. Gene Ontology annotation, cellular component: cytoplasm. Bases 61 to 912 code for a protein of 283 amino acids.